GGGCCUCACAUGCUAGAUGAAUGAAUGCAUGCGCUUGCACCAAACGUUCCGGGCGGCCCAGGGGAUUGGGGAGGGAGGUCCGCUCUCCCGGCCCGCACCCCGAAGUUGCUCCGUGGCCGCGGGUGUGAGGGGCGGGCCCAGGCCUCGGCCCGCGCCGCCCCAUGUGACCCGGUCCGACAUGGUGUAGCCUCCUCCCGAGGCGGCUGCGGCGGCGGCGGCGGCGGCGGCAUCUCGGGCUCGGCUCUGCGUCGGGCCGGCCCCGCGGCCGCUCAUGGGUAGCCAGGGCCGCUUGGGGCCCCCCGGGAAGGACGGACCCGGCGAGGGCGAUAGCGGGGAGGCGAGGAAACUGCAGGAGGGGAGGGUCGCGAGGGGGAAGCGAAGGAAGGGGAAGGGGAAGGGAAAAGCAGGAGCGGGGCAAGGCGGAAGAGGAAGCGGGGCGGAGGGGAAGCCGGAGCCGCGAAAGGCGAAGGAGGCAGCGGGGCUGGGAGCCGAGGCGCGGGAGGAAGGAGAGGGAGGCGGAAGCGUGGAGGAAGGGGCUAGAAGGAUCGUAAGGGGAGAUGAAGGGGGAGCAGAGGCGGGGAAGGAGGCCAAAGGAAGAGACUAUAGGAAGGAGGAAUGGAGGGUCAGGACUGGGCGGCGGGAGAACGCAAGGCCAGGGAGAGCACAGGGACGAGGGCGUCAGGCUUGGGGCCGCAUCGCAGCGGCAGGGGCAGCCAUGGCGGCGGAAGCCGAGGAGGAGGCGGCGGCUGCGGAGCCUGCCGACCGCCGCGCUGCCGGUCCCGCGCUCUGGCGCCUGCCGGAGGAGCUGCUGCUGCUCAUCUGUUCCUACCUGGACAUGCGGGCCCUUGGCCGCCUGGCUCAGGUGUGCCGCUGGCUGCGGCGCUUCACCAGCUGCGACCUGCUCUGGCGCCGGAUAGCCCGGGCCUCGCUCAACUCCGGCUUCACGCGGCUCGGCACCGACCUGAUGGCCAAUGUAUCAGUGAAAGAACGAGUGAAGGUGUCUCAGAACUGGAGAUUGGGGCGCUGCCGAGAAGGGAUUCUGCUAAAGUGGAGAUGCAGUCAGAUGCCCUGGAUGCAGCUAGAGGGUGAUUCUCUGUACAUAUCCCAGGCUAAUUUCAUCCUGGCCUAUCAGUUCCGCCCAGAUGGUGCCAGCUUGAACCGUCGACCCCUGGGAGUCUUUGCUGGGCAUGAUGAAGACGUUUGCCACUUUGUGCUGGCCAACUCGCAUAUUGUCAGUGCAGGAGGGGAUGGGAAGAUUGGUGUUCAUAAGAUUCAUAGCACCUUCACUGUCAAGUACUCGGCUCAUGAACAGGAGGUGAACUGUGUGGACUGCAAAGGGGGCAUCAUUGUGAGUGGCUCCAGGGACAGGACGGCCAAGGUAUGGCCUUUGGCCUCAGGCCGGCUCGGGCAGUGCUUACACACCAUCCAUACUGAAGACCGAGUCUGGUCCAUUGCUAUCAGCCCAUUACUCAGCUCUUUUGUGACAGGGACAGCUUGCUGUGGGCACUUCUCACCCCUAAGAAUCUGGGACCUCAACAGUACAUUGCCUGGAAUGGAUAUACCAAAGUUCCUGUUGAACAGAAUUCACCCACUUAAGGACAUCUGGGUUGUUUUCAAUUUUUUGACUAUUGCAAAUAAAGUGAACACUUGUGUGUAUAGGCUUUUGUGUGGACAUAUGUUUUCGUUUCUGUGGGAUUAAUGCCCAGGAGUACAAUUGCCAGGUCAUUUGGUUUAGUUUUCUUAUCUGCCAAACUAUUUUGAGUAUCUUUACCACUUUAUAUUCCGACUCCAAUGUAUGAAAGAUCUAGUUUCUCCACAUCCUAUUGGCAUUUGGUAUUGUCACUUUUUGUUUGUUUGUUUGUUUGCUUCAAGUCUGAGAACUCUUUACCUUGCUCUAGGCACCUACAUUCUGGUUUUCAAUGCUGUAGUUUACAGCAGUGGUGAGGAUGUGCUCAUCUCACCUGCCUCCUGCUUCAGCUGCUCUAGCUUGUCUUCUCCUUUUCUCUCCAUGUCCCAGGGAAAGUAUUAGCCAUAUAUCUUCUUAUGAAAAACCCAUUGUAUCGUCAGUCUUUCCAAAAGAUUUUUUUGUACUACAUGAGAUCUCUUAAUUAAAUGUGUUUUUUUCUACAACAUUCUCUUC
This is a messenger RNA of Pteropus alecto (black flying fox), 2140 nucleotides long. It is a transcript of the gene FBXW4, whose product is annotated as F-box and WD repeat domain containing 4. Gene Ontology annotation, cellular component: SCF ubiquitin ligase complex. The coding region runs from base 272 to 1699 and encodes 475 amino acids. Gene Ontology annotation, molecular function: protein binding. Gene Ontology annotation, biological process: SCF-dependent proteasomal ubiquitin-dependent protein catabolic process. The record is from RefSeq and is a predicted model, not a curated record. NCBI's taxonomy places the organism in Eukaryota, Metazoa, Chordata, Mammalia, Chiroptera, Pteropodidae. The transcript has 7 exons.